Messenger RNA from Dentiscutata erythropus, 698 nucleotides. The record is from the annotation of a GenBank genome assembly. NCBI's taxonomy places the organism in Eukaryota, Fungi, Glomeromycota, Glomeromycetes, Diversisporales, Gigasporaceae.
CAUUGAAAUGACUUCUUCGAAGCAAGAAACGCAACAAAAAACAAUUUUACAUUUCUGGGAGCAAGGAAUACGCAAUGCUGCCGAAAUCCAUACAAAAACAAAGAUUCCACUUAGGACAAUUUAUAACAACCUUAAAAAAAUAAAUGCGACUGGUGAUGUCAAACGUAAAAGUGGUAGUGGACGCAUUAAAAAAAUAACCCCAAGAGCUUCCCGGUCAAUCGGACAGUUUAUUCGAAGACAACCCACACUUUCUUCUAAAUCUAUUGCUAACAAAUUAAAGGAUAUUGGUAUAAAUGUUACCCGGUCAACAGUUUCAAGGCACCUGACUAGUCUUGGAUACCGAAAUGCACUCCCACUUGCUACACCAAUGCUUACACAACACUGGUACAAAAAUGCAAGGCCAAUUCGCCCAAUACCAAAGGACCGAAGUAAAAUAUUCGCAUGGGGUGGUUUUUGUGUAAAAGGUAAAACAAGUCUCUUCUGUUUUAGGCGUAUAAUGGAUGGGAAAUUUUAUACAGAAAUAUUAGAAAAACAUAUUCCGGAGGACAAUGACCCUAAGCAUACUAGCCGUAUUGCUAAAGAAUUUCUUGAUAAUAAUAGUUUUUUGGGUGAGGAAUGGGAAAAAAUACCAAAUAACCUUCUAAUUAAUCUUGUAAAUUCAAUGCCACAACGUUGUAAAGAGGUUAUUGAAAAAAAUG